Molecule: messenger RNA, 1472 nt
Organism: Sitodiplosis mosellana (orange wheat blossom midge)
Lineage: Eukaryota; Metazoa; Arthropoda; Insecta; Diptera; Cecidomyiidae
Product: proline-rich protein PRCC
Exons: 1
Coding region: 161-1378 (405 amino acids)
Cellular component (GO): nucleus
Source: RefSeq, a predicted model, not a curated record
UUGAAAGGUGGAAUGUCGAAACGUCAUUCACUGAUAUUCGUGGUGUUAUUCGUUUGAGUUUCAUUGGUUGGCGUAAAAAACAUUUUAAGAAAUAAUAAAAAACUUUCGGGCAUUUCAGAACCGUCUUUAAAAAAAAGUAAGAAAAGAUUAUUGGAACAUCAUGUCUUUGGUUGCAUACGCUGCCAGCAGUGAUGACGAUAGUGAUUGUGAAAGCACAGAGGAAAUCAACAACGUAGAACGUGUGAAAACAAGCCAUGGUUCGACGUCGAAUCAACAAAAAAAUGGUCAACAAACAAGUAAAUCGCUAAAUCUACCUCAACCGAAGCAUUCAACCAACAACAAAGAUGAUGAUAAUGAUGAUGACGACGAAACAGAGGAUUUCAAGUUGAAUCUUCCAGCACCGAAAAAAUCACGGGCGAUAAUAAUCGAAGAGAAAGAUGACGAAUUCCUGCAUAAAAAAGUGCAACCAUCGCUCGUGGAAAAGCCAAACAAACAAAAACCAGGCGCUCGACAACCUGUUAAAAUUACCAUACCAUCAUUAGCCGAUCUGGGUGAUGAUGCUCCAAAAGGAAAGCUUGUAUCAGUUGGACCGAAUCCAUCGAAACCAAAUAGCUUACUCGGAAUGCUGCCACCACCGAAAUUUCAUGCUGGUUUUGGCAAACCAAAAGAGAAGCCCGAUUCAUCCACGUCCAGCAUAUCAACAAAACCGUCUAUAACCAAAACUACUUCAUUAGUUCCACACACAGUUGCCAAUCGAAUGAAGGAAGCGGCCACAAAACCGAAACCAAAAUCAACGGCAACGGUGGUCAAAAAGUCUAGUUUAGGAUUAAAUUACAAUAACAGUGACGACAGUGACAACGACGACGAUGAAGGUGGUGAUUUCUUCUCGCUAAACACCGAAGAAAAAUUGCCCGAAGUUAGUGCAUCGGAAAUAAAUGCCAUGGUUGCGAAGAAAGCCACACAAAUGGCGAAAUUUUCGAAAAACUUACACGAAACCGAACAAAAUGUCAUGGAAGUCGAUGAAUAUGCUGGACAAGCAUCGUCAUCGCAUGUUUCCCAUCGAGAUGAGAUCAAUAUCGAGGCUCUGAUUGGUGCUCGAGCCGCGAAGAGAUCAAGAAAGGAAGACAUUCAGUUCAUUGAUAUAUCACAGGAUCAAGUGACAUCAAACGAAGAAUGGCAACGAAGUCAACUACAAGGCGAAACACAGUAUCAACCGACAGGACGGUUGGUUACUGGCGAUCCCGGUGCGGGAACGAAGAAAAAACAUCAAAUCACCUAUUUGGCGUAUCAGGCAAAGGCAAACGAAGCAGAACUACAAGCCAUGUGGGCCACGAAUCGACAAUCACGGCGACAAACACAAAGCAAAUACGGAUUUUAAAAUACAUUUUCUGCUCUGUUCUCACUUUCGUUUCAUAACCAUUAAGACAAUUUCAUAUUAAACAAAUAAAUCAGCUUGAUGAUACUAUUCAGAA